Durusdinium trenchii is the source of this 2079-nucleotide messenger RNA. Lineage: Eukaryota; Dinophyceae; Suessiales; Symbiodiniaceae. The record is from the annotation of a GenBank genome assembly.
AUGGCGGCUGAGGGUGAGGUGCUCCGAUCUGCUCAGCUGGGUGUCAGAGUCAGGAGAGGCCCUGACUGGAAGUGGGAUGACCAGGACGCAGGAGGUGCAGGCACCACGAAGGAAGGCGCCAAUGCCGAGGGCUGGGUGGCCGUGAAAUGGGAUGCCGGUGGUGAGAACAACUACCGAGUAGGUGCACAAGGAGAGUACGACCUGAUGGUCGCAAGAGAUCCUAUGCCUGCAGUCCUGAGGUUUGCACAGAGUGGACUCAGAGUGAGGAGAGGACCAGAUUGGAAGUGGGGUGACCAAGACGGAGGAGGUCCUGGCACUACCCUUUCUGGGGAUGAUCAUGAUGGUUGUGUUUGGGUGAAAUGGGAUGCAGGCCGGCGCAACAAGUACCGAAUCGGUGCCGAAGGGAGCUACGACCUCAUCAUCGACUCCGCGCAGCCCGUGGAAGUUCUGAAGUCCGCUCAGUUGGGCGUCCGAGUGAAGAGAGGGCCUGAUUGGAGGUGGCAGGAUCAGGAUGGAGGAGGUCCAGGCACCACGGUGCCAGGUGCUGAUGAAGAUGGCUGGGUUCGUGUAAGGUGGGACCGCGCCACAAGGGCCAACAACUACAGGGUCGGUGCACAAGGAAGUCAUGACUUGGUCAUCGACUUCUCUCCACCUACUCCUACUCCUUCCGGAUCUGGAGAAGUGUUGAAAUCAGCACACUUGGGCAUCCGCGUGAGGAGGGGACCUGAUUGGGACUGGGGACCCCAGGAUCAUGGAGGCCUCGGCACCACCAUCCAAGGCGACACGGAAGAAGGGUGGGUGCGAGUGCGCUGGGAUUUGGGUGGUGAAAACAGCUACCGGGUGGGUGAACGAGGCAAAUAUGAUUUGAUCGUGGAUGCGACCUCCCCACCCUACGCACGCCCCGUUCCAGGCGAGGUCUUACGGACUGCAGAGGCGGGUAUCCGUGUGAGGAGAGGUCCUGAUUGGGAUUGGGGUGACCAGGAUGGAGGAGGCUUAGGCACCACUGAGGCUGACUCAGAUCCAGGCUGGGUGACUGUGAAGUGGGACCACAGUGGCCGAACAAACAGCUAUCGGGUGGGGAAGGAGGGCAACUAUGAUUUGAUCGUCGCGGAGCUGGAGAGCCACAUCCGUGUGGGGGAUCGCGUGAGGUUCACACAAGAAGCUGGAGACGUCAGCUUUUCCGGAUGCCCUGGAAGGACGCUGGCCUUCUCUGUGGGUGACACCUAUGUCGUCAGGGAAGUCCGUGAGGGCUGGUUCACCACAAGGCAGUGGGAGAACCUUUGGGCCCCCCUGGGUGCAGUCGAGCCCGACACUGCGGCGGAAGCCGCGAGUGAGCCAAGCUCGAGCGGCCAGCGGCCAGCAGCUGCUCCAGCAGCUGCUCCGUCGGAGAGUCUUGAAGCUGGUCAUGAUGAGCAGUGGCUGGACCCCGCGGAAGCCACUAGCAUGCAAUGCGCCAUUUGUUUGUCGGUCGCCCGCAACGCGUUAGCACAUGACUGUGGGAACCUUUUUUGCGAGCUAUGCUGGACUAGAUGGGUUGCAGAGAACCCCAGCUGUCCAGUUUGCAGGGAAGCAGGUGACACCAUUGUCAAGGCACCUCGUGACCGACGGAAGAUCUUGAAUCUCAUGGUCCGAUGCCCCCUGGGCUGCGAAGAGACCUUCCGUCUGGGCGACAAGGAGACGCAUGUGUCCCAUUGUGCCAAGCGCGCAGUGACAUGCUGCCAUUGUGGUGAGGAGGUGUUGGCUGACCAGAUCUCCAUCCAUGAGAAGGAGGAGUGCCAAGCGCGUCCCGUGCCUUGCGAGCUUUGUGGGGAGCGGGGGCGAGCGGAUCAGGUGGAAGAGCACAUGGCAGCCAAGAUGGGAUCACAUAUGUUGGCUUUGCUCAGGGAAAACCAAUCUUUGAAGAAUGAGAUCCAAUCUGUGACCACAGAGUGCCGGUCCUUGAAAGAAGAGUGCAGGUCCUUGAAAGAAGACACCCAGACCUUGAAGGAGGAAAGUGAAUCCUUGAAGGAAAAGGUGGCAAAGCUCGAAAAGCUCGUUUCUGUUGCAGCAGAAAGCUCUGAAGGAGCCCCGCUGCUCUGA